AUGCGCGUUGAAAUCUUUUUGUUGAUAAUGUCAAGCUUCAGUGAAAAAUUUAAAGAAUCAAAUACUACCGUUGCUGUACCUACGACAACAUAUCCAGCACCAUCAGAACGAUUCACUAGUCAUUACUCUUCAGUAGAUGCCGGAGUGUCAUCUGAAGGGGGGGUGAAAGAUUUAUCUUUCAAGACUAUCGGAUACACAGAAUAUGCUGAGAAUCUUGAAUUGAUGAAAGAAUCACUAUUCAACGAUAGCGAAUCAAAACCAAGUAUAAUCACCGAUAAACAUUUUGAUGGACAAGCCAAAAUUGAUCAAUUGAAACAAGAAAUACAAAGUUUAAAAAACCAAGAUCCAAAAUAUACUAAGAUUGUUCAAGAGACAGAAAACAUUUCUAAUAAUAAUGGUCAACUCGAUGUAUUAUUGUCUUCCAAACAAGAUUUGGGUGGAUUAGGUAAUCAAAUACUCCAAGAUUAUAAAGAUUCUACCAACAAUGAGAUAUUCAUAAACCCACAAACUUACAAACAAGGUGUAAAGAAUAUAAAUGAUAAUGUUACCCAAAUACUGGAUGUUCAAAAUUUGGACGAGACCCCUUAUUUAAGUAAUCAGAGUACAAGUUUACCAUCAUUCGUAGAUCCGGUAGCUGAUUCUAUGAGUAGCAGUUUCAUCACCACUUCUGAUCCUUCAGCAUUCUCUCAAGAGAUCCAAAUGACUGAUUAG
This is a messenger RNA of Yamadazyma jaroonii, 711 nucleotides long. Lineage: Eukaryota; Fungi; Ascomycota; Pichiomycetes; Serinales; Debaryomycetaceae. The record is from the annotation of a GenBank genome assembly.